AUGGCGAAUACUGGGAAGCCGACCUUUAGCUUUGGCGGAGCGGCUGGCGCCGGUAAUGGUCAAAGUCCUUUCCCUAGUUCUGGCUCUACACCAGGUAGCUCUACACCAGGUACUGCAUCUCCCUUCGGCGCAUCGCAAACAGCUGCUACGUCAAAGCCAGCAGCAACAGGAGGACUAUUUGGUACUACUACAGGAGGAUCGAUAUUGGGCAUGUUUGGAACCUCUACGGCUGGAGCUACGCCAUCCAUAUUUGGCCAAACACCAGCUUCCAAUCUUGGAUCUGGCACACCAACACCGAGUCUUGGAGGAACCCCCACAGGAGGAGGAGGAGGCUUGUUCGGUGGCCUGGCAACAGGGGGCAGUGGAACUGCUGGUGGCAUGUUUGGUGGGGGAGCGGGCGCAUCCAACACCUCUUCUCUUGGAGGUCCAGGUGGUUUUCAAUUUGGCCAGAAUAAGGACGGUAAAGCUUCGACAACAGCAGCGACCGAGAACAAAACAUCGUCCUCAGGAUUGUCUUUUGGCAGCAACUUCGGCAGUAAUGCUGCUAACAAGCCUGCCUCCUCGAGCUUCUUCACCAGUACUCCUCCUGCGAGCGCAACAACACCAUCCAAGCCGUUAUUCAAUAUCGCAAACUCAACUACCCCCGCCGGUCCUCCGCCAACAGAUAAGCAAGCUCCGAAGUCUCUCUUUGGAGCUGGUGGUCAAUCAUCUUUUGGUGGUUUUGGAACAUCAAAGACCAGCGAUUCGACUUCUACCCCCGCAUCUACAAGCUCCCUAUUCCCGCCUGCAGGAGCUACGAGUGGUGCAAGUAAUUCAUUGAAAACGGCAGCUCCCACUACUUCUUCUGGUACAGGAACAGCUCCAACUCCCGCCCCGGCCUCUCAAGCUUCCAAGUCUCCAUUCAGUUUCCCGGGAACCAACACACCGGCCAGCACACCGGGCACCCAAACCUCAUCUACCAGUUCAGCUCCUGCAGGCGGCCUUUUCAACAAGACCCCGGCCAGCAGUGCUGCUCCCAGUCUCUUUGGUCCAAAGCCUACCGCAACGUCUGGAGCUUCUUCCAACUUAUUCGGUGCCGCAGCCACUACCACCACAGCACCAAGCUCUUCCACUCCGUCAAUGUUUACAGGUCUGAAAGGCACAGCUCCUGCAGCUACCUCAUCCGCAGCUUCUGCACCAGGCACUACUGCACCAGCGAUCCCAAGUCUCUUUGCUGGCACUCAACCAACAUCGGUUCCCUCAACCACUGCACCAGCUACUGGGCUCGGUGCUGGCCUGAGUGGCAAUGCGGGCUCUGGGGCAGGCUUGGCUGGAACGCUGAGCAGUGGAGGGUCGGCUGGUCAGGGAGCUAGCACAACAGGAGGUGCAGCUACACUUGGAGCAUCGACUUCUGGACCAGCUCCCCAAGCGUCCCGUCUCAAGAACAAGACGAUGGACGAUAUCAUUACUCGCUGGGCCUCUGACUUGUCAAAGUAUCAAAAGGAGUUUCAAGAGCAAGCAGAGAAGGUAGCUGCUUGGGAUAGGCUGAUGGUUGAGAACGGCGACAAGAUCCAGAAGCUGUAUCUGAAGACGUAUGAUGCCGAGAAGCAGAGUACAGAGAUUGAGCGCCAGCUCGCCAAUGUUGAAAGUCAACAAGAGGAGUUAGCCAUUUGGCUCGAUCGGUAUGAGGGAGAGGUUGAUGAGAUGUUUCAGCGCCAAGUUGGACAGGGGGAGACUCUUCAGGGCCCGGAUCAGGAAAGAGAGCGAACCUACAAGCUUGCUGAAAAGUUGACUGACAGACUUGACGAUAUGGGCAAGAACCUUUCGAGUAUGAUUGAUGCCAUUAACGACGCCUCUACCACUUUGAGCAAGACCAGCAAGGCCGAUGAUCCUCUAUCACACAUCGUUCGGGUUUUGAACAGUCAUCUUACGCAGCUGCAGUGGAUCGACGAGAACGCAACCGCCCUGCAAACCAAGAUUGCCGAAACACAAAAGGCCAGUCAAAACAUUGGAUCAAAUGGUGGUGGGUACAGAGGGCCUGAGAGCGAUGCCGCAGAGUCUUUCUACCGCUCCUUGCGUCGGUAG
This is a messenger RNA of Drepanopeziza brunnea f. sp. 'multigermtubi' MB_m1, 2064 nucleotides long. RefSeq lists its product as uncharacterized. Gene Ontology annotation, molecular function: phospholipid binding; structural constituent of nuclear pore. Gene Ontology annotation, cellular component: nuclear pore; nuclear pore central transport channel. The record is from RefSeq and is a predicted model, not a curated record. Lineage: Eukaryota; Fungi; Ascomycota; Leotiomycetes; Helotiales; Drepanopezizaceae. Gene Ontology annotation, biological process: RNA export from nucleus; protein import into nucleus.